CAGUAACAGGACGGAAAAGAAGAAGAAGAAAGAGCCAGUGAGAGUCGAACGUGAUGUUUUCGUCUUCAUAUUAAACAUGGCGGAGACUGAGCAGCCGUCAGGCUCCUCUCAUGAGGAUCACAAGUCUCUCAAUCCUGCCAGCUUUAAAUUCAUGGUACCAAAGAAGGAGAUCAGUAUGGUAACUGAUAUGGGCAAAUGGAAAAGAUCACAGGCAUAUGCAGACUACAUUGGAUUCAUUCUGACCCUGAAUGAGGCUGUGAAGAGAAAGAAACUUACAUGCGAAUACCAGGUGUCUGAGACAGUGGAGAAGUUACUCACAUUGUUGGGGACAUUGGAUCGCUGGAUUGAUGAGACGCCACCAGUAGACCAGCCUUCUCGCUUCGGAAAUAAAGCUUUCCGCACUUGGUAUGCCAAACUAGACCAGGAGGCAGAGUCUCUGGUCACUGCCGUUCUCCCAUCAGAACAGCAUGAUGCGGCUCCAGAGAUAGCUGUGUACCUGAAAGAGUCUGUAGGGAACUCCACCAGGAUUGAUUAUGGCACAGGUCACGAGGCUGCGUUUGCUGCAUUCCUCUGCUGUCUCUGUAAGGUGGGAGCCCUGCGCCCAGACGACCAGUUGGCCAUCAUAUUUAAAGUGUUUGACAAGUAUCUCAGAUUGAUGCGCAAACUGCAAAAAACGUAUAGGAUGGAGCCAGCAGGAAGCCAGGGUGUGUGGGGUCUUGACGACUUUCAGUUUAUUCCCUUCAUAUGGGGAAGCUCACAGCUUAUAGACCACCCCACCCUGGAGCCCAAGCACUUUGUGGAGGAGAAAGUUGUAAAUGAGAACCAUCAAGACUACAUGUUUUUUGAGUGCAUUAAAUUCAUCAAUGAGAUGAAGACGGGCCCUUUUGCUGAACACUCUAACCAGCUUUGGAACAUCAGUGAUGUUCCUUCAUGGUCCAAAGUCAAUCAAGGUCUCAUACGAAUGUACAAAGCAGAAUGUCUAGAAAAAUUCCCAGUCAUCCAGCAUUUCAAGUUUGGCAGCCUGCUUUCCAUUCAGCCAGUCAAACCGUGAGAGACGACAAGAAUCCACACCUUUUCAGAGUGCACAACUAAAACACCAACUUCAGAUGAAACCAUCUCCAAUCCCAUUUACAAGCCUGGAUUCGGAUCAUGUACCUUAGAGGUGCUCUGUUUUGCUCCUGUAGAUCCACUACCUAUAGAGUUCAGUUCCAUUUGUCACCCUACCUUGUAAUAUUGAAUCGAACUAAACUCUACGGCUUAGUAGGUCUUCGGGGUCAGGAAUGAACUCCCAUGCUCUACACAAUAUACUAGAUAUGCAUAUAAUGCAGACCCCAUUCUGUGAUUUUGCUCACUUCCUAAUAAUUAAUGCACUUAGCCUAUAUAUUUUCAUUGAACUGCUCCUAAGACACAUGCAGUAAUGAUUUUACAUUUAUUUUCAUCUGUCGUUUAUAUUUAUUUAUGUGUAAAUAACAACAGAGCUCAUCACAAUGAAUAGUUAAAGGCUUAGUUUUGGAUUGUUGUGCAGGAUUACAUUUCCUGUGUGCAAAGAUCUGCAACAAGGAACAGAGAUCUGUGAGUGUGUCUCUAAAAGCACUUCUGUUGAAGUUAUUAGUGUGAGUUGUGCCGUUAUCAAAGAUUGCUGAGGCUUGUGUUAGCUGUAAAUGAUUUUGCUAAAAGUGUCAUUUUACACGUGUAAGACAAGUCAGCCGUUUUAUUCUUGCAUUAUUUCUUUCUUAUUCCACUGAAAAAAAUACAUCUGCAAAAUAAUGGCUUCGCGUUUAAAUAUGUCACGGAAAGCUUAAGUCGUAUGAGUUUUUACGACAAUAUGUAGCUAAUGGCAUAGUCUUCCAUUUGACAAGUUUAAGCAAAAUAUAUAUAUUUUUUCCAGCAGUUUAAGCCAUUUUGUUAAUGUGCAAGGGAUAUUUUAUUUCUAAACUUCAUUCUGUGUAAAUAAAUGGUUUGAGUUUGCUUCAGAACCGUCCCUCUGUCUCAACACAGUCUACAUGGGUUCAAAGGUACAGAAGUACAGUCUGUAUGUUAAAAUAAUUGACAAAACAAAGCUUUUGUUACACAAAUGCAAUAGCAUUGCAUGAAUUUACAACUUAGUGAAAACUAAAAGAACACACUUUUUUGUCAUCACAAACAUUUAUUUAUAAAUCUUACAAAAUAGCAUUAAAUACUCCAAAUGCAUUUGAGACAUAUGCUAUGGAACAGAACUGGGUUAAAUGUUCCUGUAGCUCAGUGGUAGAGCAUUGCAUUAGCAGUCUAAUGAUAAAAUAAAAUGUAUACAUUGUAAUGCAAGUCGAUUUGGAUGAAAGCAUUUGCCAAAUGUGUCAAUGCAAAAUGUUACAUGAUCAUUAUUUUUCUUUAUCUUGGAUAGCAUAUUUUUAUACAAAAUUUUUGCAAAAUUUGCAAUGCCUAAAGGAUGUUUUUUAAUGUAACCAGUAUUUAUAUUUAGUAGAAAUAGCUAUUUUAAUCGUUAAAUACAAAUAUUAAAUCAUAAUUUUUUUUAUAUAUUUGCUUCCUUAUCAUUAUUACUUUUAAUACAAUUUUGUGACGACUCUUACUGCCAGGAACACACAACAGGCCCUGUGUUUUGCGUCAAGUCAAAACGGGGAAAGGCAAAUUCAGCAUCUGCCCAGUCACUGUCUGUCAUCCAACCGACCCACUGUGUGAAACUCAGCACAGCUUGCUGAGUAAUUGACAUAAACGCAAACGGUCGACUUU
Paramisgurnus dabryanus is the source of this 2727-nucleotide messenger RNA. Lineage: Eukaryota; Metazoa; Chordata; Actinopteri; Cypriniformes; Cobitidae. The record is from RefSeq and is a predicted model, not a curated record.